CGCUCGAGAGACUGAAGAAAAACGGCGCUGAAGAAUUCCUAGGCAAGAGCAUCGCCGACCCGUUGAUUGCGUUUAGGUGGAUAGAGCGCGUAUGAUGCAUAUUCGAGAAUUUGAAGGUUCCAGAUGGUGAGUGGGCCAAUUUCACGGUCAUGCUUCUACAGAGUAAUGCGUACGAGUGGUGGAAGUGCACUACUCAAAAUUCGAAUCAUCCAGCAAAAGUGACGUGGGCGUACUUCGAUCAAGUGUUCAAAGAGGAGUAUAUUCCCGAGUCGUUUGUGGAAGAGAAAAGCGAAGAGUUUCUACAUCUGGAGAUGGGUACGAUGAGUCUUCCUGAGUAUCGUCAGCUGUUUGAUCAUCUCGCUGAGUUUGGCCAGGAUUUGGUGAACACCAGACGUCGUUGCGAUAAGUUCGUGAAGGGCAUGCGCCCGAAACUUCAGAAGCACAUGUCUACUGCAUCUAGGAAAGAUUUUGGACUCAUGUACGAGCAAGCAAAAGAGGUUGUUAGAACGAAGGAAGGAUUGAAGCUGAACACUAAGCAGAAGCCAGCCAAGACAUCCACACAAGCAGCUAGCACCAAGAAAAGGGAAACAACCUAGGCAUCCCUUGUGUACCCGUUGCAAUCGCUAUCAUCCAGGAGAGUGCUGGUUGUUAGUCUUAUGGGGGACCAUCGAUCACCCUUAGGGAUUCGCUACUGUGUUU
This is a messenger RNA of Cuscuta campestris, 699 nucleotides long. NCBI's taxonomy places the organism in Eukaryota, Viridiplantae, Streptophyta, Magnoliopsida, Solanales, Convolvulaceae. The record is from the annotation of a GenBank genome assembly.